CAGACUCAACCAAGUAAGAUUUCUCCAUAGUUCAGAGUUCAGGUUUCUGCAGAUCUUCUCUUGUGCUGCCGUGACGAUGCUCCGCCGGGGACUGACUUACCUGCUCCUGCACGUGUGUGCGGUGACGGCGACUGAGCUCACCUUUGAACUCCCAGACAACGAAAAGCAGUGUUUUUAUGAGGAACUAGAGAAAGACGUGAAGUUUGACAUAGAUUUUCAAGUAAUUUCAGGAGGCAACUAUGACGUGGACAGCUUUGUUACAGAUCCCCAGAACAAUGUCCUUUACAAUGAGAGGAAGAAGCAGUAUGACAGCUUCUCCCACACCACCACCAUGAAGGGAGUCUACAAGGUCUGCUUCAGCAACGAGUUCUCCACCUUUACGCACAAAACGGUGUAUCUGGACUUCAGAUAUGGAGAUGAGGAACCACUCCUUCAGAGCAUGACUGGAAGCACAGCACUGACUCAGUUGGAGUCGUCCUGCGUCGCCAUCCAUGAGAUCCUGAAGGUGGUGGCGGAUUCUCAAACAUGGUACAGGCUAAGAGAAGCACAGGACCGCACAAAGGCAGAGCACCUCCUCCAGCGGGUCACUUACUGGUCCUUUGGAGAGGCUGUUUUUUUGUUUGUUAUUGGCAUUGGUCAGGUCAUGCUGCUGAAGAGCUUCUUCAGCGAGAAGAAAGGCUCUGUAGCUGCCACCACUUAACCCAGCUGUUCCAUUCUGUCCUUAGACGGGUGGAAAGUUGAAUGUGCAUUCAGAUUUAAGCUCUUAUUUGGUUGUUUUCGAUUUUUCAACAAGGCUAUGUUAAAUAAAUAGUUAAGAAUUUAUUCUAUUCUUCAUCGCUUACAAGAAUGUAUUUUUAUUCUGGUUUUGUUUUCAGAUUGAACGGAAAAGAACCACCACAUGUACUGUCUUGAAAAAAAAUCAGCCUUUUUGUUGAUUUUGUUUCUUCUUUUUUUCUAAUUUAAGGUAAAUGAGAUUAUAUUGGGUGUCAUCAUUGUUUGUCACCUUAAUACGUGUAUUGUUACAUGUAACAUAUUUUGCUUUCAUGUGCAUUGCUCUUGAACUGCCCUGAACCAAGUGCCUUAAGAUGUACUUUUUUCACUUUUUCUAAAUUAGUAUUAUGAAUUUCUGUUGUUUUUAGUUCUUCACUGGAUUUGUUGAAGCUACUUUUGUUGAGGAAGUUUACACCAAGUUAUGUUUAAUGGGCUUUUAAUUAUGUCCUUAACAUUAAUGGUCAAACAUUUCAUUUGAAAACAUUUUAGAGAUUUAUGAGUUAGUAUUGAAUAAAUUUUUAUUAGACUUCAGUCUCUCUUACUGUCUUCAUCCAGAACCAACAUUGGGUCAUUAAAUCAGUAGCAACCAUGAACAGAUAAUAUUUAGAAAGUUUUAAUCUAUGUCAGGCCUUCACUUGUAUCACUCUCUCCCUCUCCCUCUCUCUCCCUCUUCCUCUCUCUCGCGCGCUUGCUCUCGCUCUAUUUGUACAUUCAAAUAGUAAAAACAAAAGCCUAAUAUUGUAAUUUAAAAAAAUGUAUACUUACAGUUUUUUGAACAUAUAUGUUGAAAACUGAAUAGACAUGUAAAAUGGGAAAUUUGGAUUUGAAAGAUGAACAUUUUUGAAAAAUCAAAGUGGAUAAUUUUUCUCUUUACCCGAUGGGUAAACUCCCCCAAUGACAAUUUGAUCUAUAAAAAUGUUCUCAGUGGUGUUUAAAUUAUGAUUAUGAAGUUUUUUUCACCAAAAAUUUCACAACCUCAAUGUCUUAAAAAGACAUAUUUCAUGUUACUCUGAAGCCUCUGUUUCUAAAAUCUCCUCUACGUGGGCGUGGCCGUUGGUGCUGACAUCAGUAGCCCCGCCCUUUAUGAUGACGAAAGCUGCGUUUUGCACGAGUGCUGAGCUUUACGCAAGGGGGCCACAAACGACACCGACUGACUGACGGUCUCUGUUCUCAAAAGUUUAUCUUUAGCGAUAAAGAAACAGCGCAAAUUUUGGUCCCGAAUCGACUCUUUUUGAACAGAGUGUGAAAGGACAAAACAAACGUGUGUACCCUGCUGUGUUAACCCUUGUGCUAUAUCUGGGGUCAAGAUGACCAUUGACGUGUUAAAUAAAGUAACACACGAAAAAGAA
This is a messenger RNA of Oryzias latipes (Japanese medaka), 2120 nucleotides long. RefSeq names its product transmembrane p24 trafficking protein 3 (gene tmed3). The record is from RefSeq and is a predicted model, not a curated record. NCBI's taxonomy places the organism in Eukaryota, Metazoa, Chordata, Actinopteri, Beloniformes, Adrianichthyidae.